Heterocephalus glaber (naked mole-rat) is the source of this 1200-nucleotide messenger RNA. The record is from RefSeq and is a predicted model, not a curated record. NCBI's taxonomy places the organism in Eukaryota, Metazoa, Chordata, Mammalia, Rodentia, Bathyergidae.
UUCUUGUUUAAUCUUUUUUAUUUCCUUAGGUGAUGACGCGCUUCCAAAUGGGCUAGAUGUCACCUUUGAAGUGACCGAGUUAAGGAGGCUGACAGGCAGUUACAACACCAUGGUCGGAAAUAAUGAAGGCAGCAUGGUCCUUGGCCUCAAACUCCCCAAUUUGCUAGGACGUGCAGAAAAAGUGACUUUUCAGUUUUCCUAUGGAACAAAAGAAACGUCCUACGGCCUGUCCUUCUUCAAACCACAGCCUGGGAACUUCGAGAGAAAUUUCUCUGUAAACUUGUACAAAGUCACCGGACAGUUCCCGUGGAGCUCGCUUCGGGAGACAGACCGAGGAGUGUCAGCCGAGUACAGUUUCCCCAUAUGGAGGACCAGCCACAGCGUCAAGUGGGAGGGCGUGUGGCGGGAGCUGGGCUGCCUCUCCAGGACCGCGUCCUUCGCAGUGAGGAAAGAAAGCGGACACUCCCUGAAGUCGUCCCUCUCGCACACCAUGGUCAUUGAUUCUCGGAAUUCUUCCAUCUUGCCUAGAAGAGGGGCCCUGCUGAAGGUGAACCAGGAGCUGGCAGGCUACACCGGUGGGGAUGUGAGCUUCCUAAAGGAGGAGUUUGAGCUGCAGUUGAACAAGCAGCUCGUGUUGGACUCAGUAGUCUGCGCGUCUCUGUGGGGUGGAAUGUUGGUACCCAUCGGGGACAAGCCAUCCAGCAUCGCUGACAGGUUUUACCUCGGAGGACCCACGAGUGUCCGAGGAUUCAGCAUGCACAGCAUCGGCCCCCAGAGCGAAGGGGACUACCUGGGUGGCGAGGCGUACUGGGCCGGUGGCCUGCACCUGUACACCCCACUGCCCUUCCGGCCAGGCCAGGGCGGCUUCGGAGAGCUAUUCCGAACCCACUUCUUCCUCAAUGCAGGAAACCUCUGCAACCUCAACUACGGGGAAGGCCCCAGAGCCCACAUCCGAAAGCUGGCUGAGUGCAUCCGCUGGUCCUAUGGCGCAGGCAUUGUGCUCAGGCUGGGCAAUAUCGCAAGGCUGGAGCUGAACUACUGCAUCCCCAUGGGCGUGCAGCGGGGCGACAGGAUAUGCGAUGGUGUCCAGUUUGGAGCUGGGAUAAGGUUCCUGUAGCUGCACUCCUCCAGGGCCACCCACCCUCCUGGAGUUCUCACAGCCCUGCGAAUGUGUCAAUAAAUAGUAAAGAUGAACACUCA